This is a messenger RNA of Scaptodrosophila lebanonensis, 1275 nucleotides long. It is a transcript of the gene Rab40, whose product is annotated as ras-related protein Rab-40C. The record is from RefSeq and is a predicted model, not a curated record. Lineage: Eukaryota; Metazoa; Arthropoda; Insecta; Diptera; Drosophilidae. Bases 191 to 988 code for a protein of 265 amino acids. Gene Ontology annotation, cellular component: synaptic vesicle; endosome; plasma membrane. The transcript has 5 exons. Gene Ontology annotation, biological process: intracellular signal transduction; protein localization to plasma membrane. Gene Ontology annotation, molecular function: GTPase activity; GTP binding.
UAAUCCUAUAAUUACAUACUGUGUUAAAUUCAACAAACAUAAUAAUAAUAAACAAAGCAAAUUUAGUGCUAAGCAUUUAACCACCUGUGCCUGUGUGUGUGCCGUCUGUUUGUGCGCUAAUAAUAUCAACGCAGCUGCAACAGCAAAUACUACAUUAUGAAAUUGCGUGCAUUCUAAAUGCCACAGCCACAUGGGAACCAUGACAAAAGACUACGACUAUCUAUUGAAAGUGCUACUUGUGGGGGAUAGCGAUGUGGGAAAACACGAAAUACUCUCCAAUCUGGAGGAUCCAUCCACAGAGAGUCCAUUCUGUAGCGGCAAUGAGUGCACCUUCCACAUAUUGCAAACGGUAGCGUAUAAGACGACAACGAUAUUGCUUGAGGGGAAGCGCGUAAAAUUACAGCUCUGGGAUACAUCCGGCCAAGGACGGUUUUGUACAAUAAUCCGAUCAUAUUCUCGCGGUGCACAAGGUAUUAUAUUAGUCUAUGACAUAACAAACAAAUGGAGUUUCGAUGGCAUAGACCGUUGGCUAAAGGAAGUUGAGGAGCAUGCACCUGGCAUACCAAAAGUGUUAGUUGGGAAUCGUUUGCAUUUGGCCUUCAAGCGUCAGGUGGCCGCCAAACAGGCCGAAACAUAUGCCUCACGCAACAAUAUGUCCUGCUUCGAGAUAUCGCCACUUUGUGAUUUCAAUAUACGCGAAUCAUUCUGCGAACUGGCCCGCAUGGCGCUGCACCGCAAUGGCAUGGAGCACAUAUGGCGGAGCAAUAAGGUUCUCUCGCUGCAGGAGUUGUGCUGUCGCACCAUUGUGCGUCGCACCAGCGUGUAUGCCAUUGAUUCGCUGCCCCUGCCGCCAUCUGUAAAGUCAACACUGAAGUCGUAUGCGAUGACCACCUCACAAUGCUACAACUCGCUGACGCAGAACUCGAAGAGUCGGAAUCGCUGCAAGACGCCCACGAGCAGCAGUCGCAACAGUUGUGUGAUCGCGUGAUUGCUGGAUAGCUGUAGGUGGCGGUGGUGGUGCUGGUGCUGGUAUUGGUGGUGCCAAGCCACCUGCGCUGCCUACAUACGACCAAGUGAAGCAAUCAAAGCGCUGCAUCUGUAUGAGGCGGUGCCAUUGCUGGAGGAGGGGGCAACAACAACGUCCAAGCGCAGCAGAACUAAUGCACAGUUAAAUUUAAAAACUACUUUACUUACUUUAGCGUUAAGCACACACACAUACACACAAACACACACACGGUCACACACGAAUAUGUGCGGGAAUAUUUUUUUAUGUUU